Molecule: messenger RNA, 1998 nt
Organism: Oikopleura dioica
Lineage: Eukaryota; Metazoa; Chordata; Appendicularia; Copelata; Oikopleuridae
Source: the annotation of a GenBank genome assembly
AUGGAUGAUUUUAUCGAGGACUCGUAUUUGGACUCAGCAGUAGGAGUUGACCCGGGCAUCAGCGCUAGAAUUGACGUAACUAAUCCGAACUCGGCUUUCUUUUCGAUAAACUCUGACGGCUCUGAUGAGGAAAAUGACGACUGGAUCGACGUCAAAAAGACAGAAAUUCCAGUCGAAGAGAAUUUCAUGGCAGAGCUCAGGGCAACGAUAAAUGAGACUGAUUGCGACCCGGGAAUGAUUCGCAAGAUUCUCGCUGGUCGACCUCUGACGCCAGAUGAAGAGGAUACCGCAGAGCUUCGACAAAAGAUUUGGCCAGCUUUGUUAGGCGUUGCGAAGCGGGAAGCGAAAGAGUUUUCCUGUGAGCCAUCCGAGGAAAUCAAAAAGUUUUUUGAAGAAAAUGGUCUCCCCGUCGGGUCCAUUCAGUUGGCGACGUUUUUUGCUCAAUCGAAAGGACUCGAGCCUGGCAACUGGAUUUAUCUAGUCACUCCCUUGUUACAGUUAGAAAUGACGACAAGUCAGCAGUACACACUUCUUCAUCCGAUCGCCACAAAACUGACACCAUUGAAUGACAAGUCUCUUCACUUUGCUUCAGAGUCCAUUCUUCUUUUGCUUCAAUAUCAUGAACCAGAACUGAGCCAGAAACUAUCAGACUUACGCGUUCCAUUCAACGAGGCUUUCUCGCCAUUUCUAUCAUCCCUCUUCGCCGUCGCCAAAUCUCAGGCCAUCAUGAGCCUUUGGGACGGGAUUCUCCAGUGCAAUGAUCCGAUUCUACCUAUUUUCCUGAUCGUCGUUUUACUUAUCAACUCUGCGGAGCAGUUGACGGAAGCAAAAUGCACUGAAGAUGUUGUUAGUCAACUAACAAAUUGCCUCCAACAAAUGGAACCCGAUGACAUUCCUGAUUUCAUCGAACUAGCUAUCAACUACCGCGACCUUUCUCCCCGAAGCCACCUCGAAAUGAGAAUAAUGCCCCUUUUCACCGCCAGGCCGACUUCUGAUUGUCAUGAGUCGAUCCUCUGCGCUGAAAUUACCGCUUCCGAGGCCCUCCUCAGCAUCGCCGGGGAUCCCUCUUGCUUGCCAUUUGUUCUUUUUGAUGUCAGAAGCCCGGAUGCUUUCAAUCAAUGUCAUUUGCACUCGACUAUGCAUCUGGAAGAAUCAGAAGACGGAGAAAAGCUACUAGCGCAAUUGGAACACCACAUUGAGUCGCUGCAAAUGCCACCAGAAGAAACGCAUGUUUGUCUAAUUGGAGAGUCGAAGAAUGAUCCUACAGUGAUUUCUUUCGUUUCCCAGUUGUUGAAGCAAAGAAGAAAGUAUCUUUCGAUCAUAAACGGAGGCUUUGAGGCUCUUCAAAUGCACAUCAACUCUUCCGAAUCGCAGCUCGAUCCCUAUCAGUGGCUGAUCGAAGAAAAAGCACCCGAGCCUCCAAAACCCACUUCUAAGUUUUUCUCGUCCAUUUCAAAGUUCACCAACCAAGUUUCUUCAAAUAUCAAAAGUUCGGAUUUCGGAGCCAAGCUCAAAGCUGGCUUUGAGAAAACUAUCAGUGAAGCAGAAACGUCGCUGGGUCUCGGAAAGAAGAAUUUGAAUCAACCUUACAGAAAGGAUCCCCCUAUGUUUAGUAUCGACGAUGAAAGUGAUGGCUCUGACAAUGACGAGGAACAGCUGAACAUGGAGGCAUUUCUCCACCGAAAAGAUAUCAAAGGCAACUGGUCUGCAACUGGCCCAAACAACAAGAAAUUCGUCCUUGCGCUUUCUUCCUCUCAGUUGAUCAUUUGUGCGCCUUGUUCGGACCAAAAGUGGGCGAAAAUCAAAGCAAGAAGACCGCUGUCAACGAUCACAAGAAUAACAUCGAAGAAAAAAUGCCCAGAAAUUAUCACUUUCCGAUACACAGAUGAUACAAAAGACACAUUCCAUUUAGAAGAAGCUGGAGAUGCCACGAGGGAGAUAAAGCGACAAGUCGUAGCAGUUUUGGACGCUUUAGGCCAAACAGGGGACGCAAAAUGA